UUAAUUUUUGAGCUUGUAUUAGUCAGACAUUGUUUUCUUGUUGAAAGAUUCGUAACCUUUUUUCCUUUUCAACAUGAAUUUGCAAGCAUCCUGCUUUACAUUUUUUUCUUGCUACGUUUGAAUGUUGAUCUUACUACUAAAUGAUGCAUUACCUUUUCUUUUUUGGGUGAGGGUGGGUUUCCUACAGAAGCAAUUUACUCAUAUUUUCACAUGCUUGUUAUUAAUUUCAGAUGAAGGAUGUUGCGACAGAGAACUUUCAGCGGAUCUGUGAAGCCUAUGAAAUUUUAACAGAUGAGCAUAAAAGGCAAAUAUAUGAUAUCUAUGGUAUGGAAGGAUUAACUUCAGGCUUAGAGCUUGGUCCAAAGUUAAAUAAAGCAGAAGAGAUAAAGGAAGCUUUUGAAAGGUUUCGGCGGCAGAAGGAAGAGGAAAAGGUUUAUCCUCAUAUUAGGCCUUCUGGUUCAAUUGUUGCAUCUUUGUCUUUGCCACAGUUUCUAAGAGGUGGUGGCAUCAUGAGAGGAAUGGAAAUGUCUAGCGAAGUUCAAUCUCAGAUAUCCAAGCGCAAUACUAUUGCUGUUCGUGGCAACAUGACAGUUUAUGGAAAUUCUGGUGGUGGAGCUGCUAAUGUUGUGUUGAGGCAUCAUAUUUCUACAGUUGCUUCCAUAGAGUUCAUGGCUUCAGCUGGUUUAAGGUCACUUAUUGUGGUACAGAUGUCGCGCCAUCUGUCCCCCCACUCAACAGCAUCAGGUGGAAUAGCAAUAUCUUUGAGCGAUGGUUCAAUUAAUCUUACAAAUACCUGGACUCGGCAACUCUCUGAGACAUCAAAUGGAAAUGUUCAUCCAGUCCUUCCUAAUUGAAAUAUCAAAAUCAUCAUAAAUAUUUUCUGUAGACUGACGCAAGGGCACUUGGUGAUCCAUUUUGUGGCGACCAUGUAUACCCUCCAUUUGACACAACUCAUAUUUCAUGAAUUAUUCCAUCAUACACUUAUGAACUUCAAAUUGCUGUACUAAUGGUAAAUCCAAUUGCUGUAGUGGCUCUAGGGUGAUUGGACUGAUACGAUCGGGUUUGGAAACCUAAACCAAAAUGAA
This is a messenger RNA of Macadamia integrifolia, 1085 nucleotides long. Its product is annotated as chaperone protein dnaJ 13-like. Bases 231 to 854 code for a protein of 207 amino acids. The transcript is spliced from 4 exons. Lineage: Eukaryota; Viridiplantae; Streptophyta; Magnoliopsida; Proteales; Proteaceae. The record is from RefSeq and is a predicted model, not a curated record.